CUUUUUUGAUAUCCACAGUUUCAUUUUAAGUCCCUUUAAGGUUAAUUUCCGUAGUAUUUUCUUUGUUAAUUCUUAACUAAUCAUCGGCUUAUUCCUCUUAUCUUUAAGAUAAAAAGAUACCAACUACAGGAUUUUUAACUUCUACAGGUGUUACUUUUGAUUACUUUUUGAUAUAACAGUUGAAAAGUGCUAAAUAAAACCGGAAACAAGUGUUUGGUGCUCAUUUUUGUAAAACUAGGUUUAAAAUGGAUAGAUCAUUGGAUCGGUUGUCUCUUUCUCUCACUCCGGUUGUUCAUAAACAUAAAAAGACGUUUUCUCAAAUAAAAAAACUAAGCAUUCCAUUUCAAGAAGUUUUCAGAAAAACUAAGAAGUUCAAGUUUAGAAAAAAGCGAAGGUCGUCUGGUAAUUUCGGGAGCGCGGGGGCUCGUUCCGCUCCAAGUACACCUCAGGAACAGCAAGUACUAUGCAAUCCAUCUGGCACUACACUCUCUCCCGAUCUACUUCCCAGCCCCUCAAGCCCUGGCUGUACCACAAUAAUCAGUCAGACUAGUCCAAGUCAUGCACUAUUUUCCAAGUGCGACAAAGCAUCUUUAAAACACUUGUCUACAUCAACACCAAUAAUGACGGCACAAGCUCAAGUAACAGAACCUCCUAGUCCUAAAACAACCAAAGAUCCAAAAAUCCGUACGACGUCCAAAGCGAGGCAGAAAAAAUUCAUGAGGCACUUUCCCAAUGUGGAAGAAGACGAAAAAGUAUUGAACUAUUACUCAUGUGCACUAAUAGGAGACAUUCUAUUACAGGGUCAUCUUUAUAUCACAAAAAACUAUUUCGCGUUUUACUCAAAUGUGUUUGGAUAUGUUACAAAAUUAUUGAUUCCAAUAUUAACAGUGGAAGAUAUAACAAAAGAAAAAACUGCAAGGAUAAUACCUAAUGCCGUAGGUAUAGCUACAAGUGAAGAUAAGCAUAUAUUUGGAAGUUUGAUAUCGAGGGACAGUACGUUGGUGUAUAUGAAAACAGUAUGGCAAAAAGCAAAAAGUGCAUCCCCAGUUAUAAUUGAACCAGAAAUAGAGGAACCUGAUUUAGAUUCUAGUGAUUCGAUAGAAGUAGAAAGUGGUCGAGAUUCACCCCCAAUUGAAAUAAAGCCUAAGUUUUCUUUAGUCAAAGUAAUUCCAAAAGAUCUACGACCUAGUGGAGUAGAAGGGUCGGAUUAUGACAAGGACUCCGGAGGAUUCAUGAAAGUUCUAAAGGAGGCCAUCGUCGAGUUUAGAAAAUUACCAAGACAGAGCAUAAUCUUGUGCGCUACAACACUCUUGCUCAUUCUUCUUUUUUUCUCAGCCGGGCUGUUGCUCUAUCGAAUAAGCAAAAUUCAAAACAAAUACUCUAUGGCAUUGCACGAGAAUAUGAUCAAAGGAUCCAAGGAUGUAUACAGCGACCUCUUGCAGUGGCAUUCGCAGAUGCAUUCGAAGUCGGCAGGGGCCGUGAAUAACUUUUUAGAUUCGAAUUUAGUUCUUAUUGCUCAGGUUAGGCAAUCCUUAGAAGCUUUAUCUUCAAUUCUGAUGCAGUCUAGCAGUACAUCUCAAAUGCACGAAUCAAACGCAAAGCCCAUAGAAGGAGCAACCAAAGACAACAGUUAGCCAAUUAAUCAGUCCUGUACGAACAACAAUCCUUUGUCCUGAUGAAUACGUUGAAAGCAAAAAAACCUUAUCAGUAUUUUGAUAGAAUUUUAAAAACUCCACGAGUAAUAGGUCACGAAAAUUUCAAAUCCUUAUAAAAAUAGAUUAUUACCGCUGAAAGCAGUAUGUUCAAUUUCUGAUCGUUUGAUAAAUGGUAGUAAAUGGUGGCUUGAAUUAAAUAACCUCGAUAUCAUAGAAAUCAAGGAGGUAGAUGUGUUAAGAAAAUUAGCAAAGAACUAUUAAAAGAUUAUUUUGUUUAGAAAUAAUUAUUAUUUUUUCAUCCUAUGUUAGUUUAUCUGUUUAAAAACAGAGACACUAACGAUCCUCUAUUUAACUGUGUUCACAAAAGUUUUAAAAAAGAAUAAUCUAUAGCUGUAGAAGACAUUGUAUGAACAAUGACUACUGGAACACAAACAAAUAUGGCUGCUAUUAUAAUUGUUAACACGUACACUACAUAGACUGAAAGACAUAC
Messenger RNA from Diabrotica balteata, 2145 nucleotides. NCBI's taxonomy places the organism in Eukaryota, Metazoa, Arthropoda, Insecta, Coleoptera, Chrysomelidae. The record is from the annotation of a GenBank genome assembly.